This is a messenger RNA of Lathyrus oleraceus (garden pea), 994 nucleotides long. RefSeq lists its product as uncharacterized. The coding region runs from base 126 to 647 and encodes 173 amino acids. The record is from RefSeq and is a predicted model, not a curated record. The transcript has a single exon. NCBI's taxonomy places the organism in Eukaryota, Viridiplantae, Streptophyta, Magnoliopsida, Fabales, Fabaceae.
UUCAAAAGCCACAUGUCAACUUGACUAUAAAAUUAAAAAUGUCAAACCCUACUUGCCACACACACUCACAUGCAUCAUGCAUAAAUAAGACCUAGAAUCUACUUCACACACAAAUUGAGAGAACAAUGGGUGUUUGUUAUUCUUGCAAUACAUCCUCAAUAUUUAAAAACAUCAUAAGAGUAGUUCAUCUCGAUGGUUUUGUGGAAGAUUUUCAUCAACCAAUUUCAGCAAGCCAAGUUAUUGGAAAUCUACCAAAACACUUUGUUUGUACUUCAAUUCAGCUUCUUUCAUCAUCCUACAAACCAUUGAAACGAGAUACUAGUCAACUUCAACCUGGUCAACUCUAUUUCAUGCUACCAUACUCAGUACUCCAAGCUGAUGUGUCUCCGGUUGAUUUGGCUUGCUUAGCAAAGAAGCUCACAGCCAAAGGCAAAAACAAACCAUAUGAUUACAGUAAGUCUCCAACAGUUAUUCCUUUACUUUCAAGGAGUCCUUGUAGAGUUGGAAUGGAAGAGAAAGUUAUGAUGAAUGGAGGAAGAAGCCCUUGUAGAAUGCAGUCAUGGAAACCUAUCUUGGAAACUAUUGCAGAGAAAUCACUCAACAGGAGAACUGAAUCAGAUUUGCAAGACAUUGUUAUCAAUGUUUAGAUGACAUGUAUGUCUGUAACGAUUAUGUAUCUGGUGUUCUUUGUGAAGUAGUAGGAAAUUUCUUCCUCAAAAGUCUAACCGUUCUCACUAUUAUUGCACCAUAAAAAAGUUGUAGGGAUCUUAUUUGAAAAGUCAUGCUCGCAAGGUCUUCAUUUUUUCAUUAAAAUUAAAGACUAAAGUAGACUUUCGAUAGUCAAACUAUAUAGUUAUCAUAAAUUAUGAGGUGGUAAAUUAACUGAUAAAAGUUUGACUUUGUAAUUUCAAGAAACAUAGUUCAGAUCUCAAGCAAACAUAAACUUGGUUGACUUUUAAGAGAAAUUUGAUAGACUAAAAGUGAUUUUGUUUAA